Messenger RNA from Pterocles gutturalis (yellow-throated sandgrouse), 910 nucleotides. Its product is annotated as protein unc-80 homolog. Lineage: Eukaryota; Metazoa; Chordata; Aves; Pterocliformes; Pteroclidae. Gene Ontology annotation, biological process: monoatomic cation homeostasis. Gene Ontology annotation, molecular function: monoatomic cation channel activity. The record is from RefSeq and is a predicted model, not a curated record. Gene Ontology annotation, cellular component: cation channel complex; axon.
AUGGUGAAAAGGAAAAGCUCAGAGGGUCAGGAGCAGAGAGGCAUCCCUCUGCCCAUCCAGACCUUCCUAUGGAGGCAAACCAGUGCAUUUUUAAGACCUAAACUGGGGAAACAAUAUGAAGCUUCCUGUGUGUCUUUUGAAAGAGUUUUGGUAGAGAACAAGCUGCAUGGCCUUUCUCCAGCUCUCUCUGAAGCCAUCCAGAGCAUUUCUCGCUGGGAACUUGUCCAAGCUGCGCUCCCGCAUGUGCUGCACUGCACUGCAACAUUGCUCUCCAACCGAAACAAGCUAGGACAUCAGGAUAAGCUUGGAGUAGCUGAAACAAAGCUUCUUCACACUCUUCACUGGAUGCUGCUGGAGGCCCCUCAGGACUGCAGCAAUGAGCGAUUUGGAGGAGACAGAGGCUCUAGUUGGGGAGGCAGCAGUAGCGCCUUUAUCCACCAGGCUGAAAACCAGGGAUCACCAGGACAUCCCCAGCCCAGUACCAUGAAUGAUGAGGAGGAGAAUAACAGAAGGAAGUUUUUCCAGAAUUCCAUGGCCACAGUGGAGCUCUUUGUGUUCCUUUUUGCUCCCCUUGUCCACAGGAUUAAAGAGUCUGACCUGACAUUUCGGUUGGCUAGUGGCCUUGUUAUUUGGCAGCCUAUGUGGGAACACAGGCAACCUGAAGUUUCUGCCUUCAACGCCCUUGUAAAACCAAUCAGGAACAUUGUUACAGCUAAGAGAAGUUCUCCCACCAACAAUCAGAGUGUGACUUGUGAAUCCCCUAAUCUGGACAGUGGACAUACUGAGGGACUACAGGUGGUGUGUGAGACAACCCAGCCAGAUUCUGUACCUCCAAAGGCCACUGUUUCAGCAUGUCAUCGUGGAAAUUCCUUGGUAGGAAGCGUAUCCUCCCAAACCUCUCAGGAGAGAG